Molecule: messenger RNA, 831 nt
Organism: Colletotrichum acutatum
Lineage: Eukaryota; Fungi; Ascomycota; Sordariomycetes; Glomerellales; Glomerellaceae
Exons: 3
Coding region: 1-831 (276 amino acids)
Source: RefSeq, a predicted model, not a curated record
AUGGGAGGCUUCAACAAACUCACAGACUUGGCCCAGCAACUCGCCGGCAAAGACCAAGGCAAGAAGGAUCAGCAGCAGGACUCGUCAACUUCCCAAACUAUGACGACGACUGCUACUGCAAACAACCAAGAAUGGGCAGACGUCGGGUCAGCCGCCAAAAAGGCCUCUGCUGGCUUUCAGGCGGAUCAGGCUGGCGGCAAGGGACCUGCUUAUAUAGAGAUUGGGGUUGUUGCGCAGAGGGCUUUUACGGCUUAUAACCAUGGCGAUUGUGGCGGCGGUGGCGAUGGUGAGGGGGGAAAGAAGGAUCUUGCUGAGAUUGGGAAGGGGAUCGCUGCUGGGUUUGGCGGUGGUAGUGAGAAGACGAAGGAGGAGGGGGAGUUUGGGGGAAAUGAUGGAAAGUUGAAGGCUUGGGAUGGUACUGGUGGAGGUGAAAGGUUGGGUGAAGAGAAGCAGACCAACGUUCAAGGUGAUGAUGGCCUGGCCGUUUCGAAGUCGAAUGCCGGGGAUACCACCGGCCUGGCGAGCAAGACACUGCCUGGAGGUGAACUGCAUUGUUCUGCCGAGAAGAAGACAUUGGACUCUUACACCAAGCGAGAGGCUGGUAACGGUACCGAUAUUGAGAAGGGCUGCUUGGGUGAAGAUGAGGGUGUCUUUACCGGUGAUGAGGGGGCCAAGACCGACGUUGCGAGCAGCGGCGAGACGAUGAACUCCGGGCAAGGACGCGGUCGUUCGGCACAGCAGCCUGUUGGCGGUACCGGUGACGAAGAAAAGACUCUUGGGAAUCAGCCGCCAGACUGUUUCGAAACAGAGGCGCAGCAUGAUCGUCACUAG